Molecule: messenger RNA, 1233 nt
Organism: Protobothrops mucrosquamatus (brown spotted pit viper)
Lineage: Eukaryota; Metazoa; Chordata; Lepidosauria; Squamata; Viperidae
Product: perilipin-3-like
Exons: 8
Coding region: 1-1233 (410 amino acids)
Biological process (GO): positive regulation of triglyceride storage; lipid storage
Cellular component (GO): cytosol; lipid droplet
Source: RefSeq, a predicted model, not a curated record
AUGGUUGCUAUGGAGGCCAUGAAAUCCUGGCCAGGACAUCCAGUGGCUCCCAAAAAUAACGAGGAACAGACUUUAGCUAUGGAGAAUGAUGAAACAUCGCAGGAUGUUCUUUCAAGAGCCAGCAACCUACCUCUUGUUAGCUCCACUUAUGAAAUGGCAGCUUCCGUUUAUACCUCAACUAAAGACAACCACCCCUAUGUUAAAGUAGUCCUGGAUUUGGCAGAGAAGAGUGUGAAGCAUGUCUCUGAGAUGGCUAUGAGUAGCGCUCAACCUUUUCUGAGUAAGCUUGAGCCCCAAGUUUCAGCAGCUAGCCACUAUGCCUCCAAGGGUUUGGAUAAACUGGAAGAGAACCUGCCGUUCCUCCAUCAAACAGCUGACCAGGUUAUCUCUGAGACACAGGAACUGGUGUCCUCCAAAGUAGCGGAUGUAAAAGAAGCAGUAGCCAAAGUUGUACAAGAUGGCAAAGAGAUGAUCAUAGACACAAGAAUGAGUAAACUCGCCAUAAGUGGGGUAGAAGCAGUGCUAGAGAAAUCGGAAGAGUUGUUGGAUCACUAUCUACCAAUGACGGAGGAAGAACUUGCUAAAAUAGCACAAUCUACAUCAGAAGGGAUCGAGUUACCACCUGAAUCCCAAGGUUAUUUUGUGCAGCUUGGUUCCCUGUCAACUAAACUCCAGCAUCGGGCCUACAAGUAUGCUGUGGUGAAAAUGGAAGCUGCCAGGGAAAACAUCCAAAAUACAUUCAGCCAAUUACAUCAAGCCAUUGGGCAGAUAGAACAUACCAAGCAAGAUAUCCUUCAGAUAUCCCAGGAAGAAAAGGAAAAGCUCCAGCAGAUGGAAUCUCAUACCUUGGCCACGAGUUACCACAUCACUGAACAAUUGCAGAUGGCAUACAUGAACUUGAUGGGAAGCAUCCAAGGUCUGCCUGGUAUCUUUCAGCAGAAUAUUGAGUCGGCUCUCCAUAGCAUUGAGGAACUUCAAGCUACAUUGACUGGUGUUAAUUCUUUCAAAGAUCUUUCUAGCAGCCUUUUGAUUCAAAACAAGAAGACGGUCGGCAUGGCCCAGAAGUAUGUAGAUGAUAUCUUGGACUAUGUGCUGCAGAACACUCCAUUGUCCUGGCUUGUAGGACCCUUUGUUCCUGCACUCAAGAAUACCUCAGAUGACCCGGAGCCUGCAAAACCUAAUGAAAGGGAAGUGGAAACUCUAAAACCAGAAUCUCCCAAAGAAACUCAGUGA